Messenger RNA from Limulus polyphemus (Atlantic horseshoe crab), 4122 nucleotides. RefSeq names its product membrane metallo-endopeptidase-like 1. The transcript has 15 exons. Gene Ontology annotation, biological process: protein processing. Gene Ontology annotation, cellular component: plasma membrane. The record is from RefSeq and is a predicted model, not a curated record. Lineage: Eukaryota; Metazoa; Arthropoda; Merostomata; Xiphosura; Limulidae. The coding region runs from base 45 to 1757 and encodes 570 amino acids. Gene Ontology annotation, molecular function: metalloendopeptidase activity.
UUGACAAAAAGGGAUCCGAGCCCUUACAGCAGGUCCUUUCUGAAAUGGGAGGUUGGCCCGUUGUGGAAGGAGAAUUAUGGGAUGGAUCGAACUUCGAUUGGUUGGAGACUCUUUUCAAGUUCCGUAAGCAUGGAUACAGCCACGACAUUCUGCUGGAUUUGUCUGUCACUCCGGACUAUAGGAACAACAGCCAUCAUAUCGUUGAUUUGGACCAGCCUGUUCUGGGAAUGCCAGACAGAAGUUACUUGAUAAAAGGCCUGAACGAUUCGGGAGUUGCCGCCUACUACAGGUUGAUGGUCGACAGUGCUGUCCUCUUGGGAGCAACUCGGGAAGCUGCUGAAGAACAAAUGUUGGAAUCUCUCAACUUUGAAAUCACUUUAGCGAAUUUUUCGCUACCGAGAGAAGAGAGGAGGAAUAUUAGCAAGCUUUACAACAAGAUGAACAUCACCGAGAUCUACAAACUUGCCCCCAGUGUCAACUGGAGGGAAUUCUUCAACAAACUGUUGGUUGACCCCAUCCCAGACUCGGAACCGGUCAUCGUCGACGUUCCCGAGUUUGUCAAGAAAUUUGACGACCUCAUUACCACCAUUGAUAAGAGGGUGCUUGCAAACUACAUGCUAUGGCGAGUCGUGUUGCAGUCGUUCGCCAUGUUAAGUAAAUCGUGGAGAGAACUGGUUCAGGACUACAACACUGUUAUCACGGGUAAAACCAGGGAAUCGCCUCGUUGGGAAAAGUGCAUGGGAACGUUAACUGGUAGCUUAGGAGUGGCACUGGCAUCGCUGUACGUUCGUAACCAUUUUAAAGAAGAGAGCAAAGAAUCGUCACUUGAAAUGGUCAACUAUAUCCACAAGGAAUUCUUGAAGAUUUUGGAUGAAGUUGAUUGGAUGGAUGACAAAACAAGAGAAAGAGCCAAAGAAAAGGCUGGUACUAUUCAACCGUAUAUUGGCUAUCCUGAUGAACUACUGAACGUAGACAAGGUUGCAGACAUUUACGAAAACCUAACUCUGACUUCAAAUGACUACUUCCAAAAUGUUCAGAAUCUGAGAGUCUGGUCCACAGAUUACGCUUUUGGUCAGCUCCGGAAACCUAACAAGAAGGGAGACUGGAAAAAGCACGCUCGUGCAGCCGUUGUGAACGCUUACUAUAAUUCCCUGGAGAAUAGUAUUGAAUUCCCUGCUGGAAUCCUGCAAGGAGCGUUUUAUGAAAAAGACAGACCAAAUUACUUGAACUAUGGAGCAAUUGGAUUUGUUAUUGGUCACGAAAUAACUCACGGAUUCGACGAUAGAGGUCGUCAGUUCGAUAAAGACGGAAACAACGUGAACUGGUGGGAACCUGAGACGGACUUUAAGUUUAGGUCCAAAGCCAAGUGUAUAAUUGAGCAGUAUGGUAACUACACCGUUCCGGAGAACGGACUACAGAUUAAUGGCAUUAACACCCAAGGUGAAAACAUUGCAGACAAUGGAGGACUGAAGGAAGCCUAUAGGGCUUACAGAUCAUGGGUCAAAGAUCAUGGACCCGAGCGUUACUUGCCUGGCCUGAAGUACACACCUGAACAGCUGUUUUGGAUUAGUGCAGCAAACGUGUGGUGUGGAAAAUAUCGGCCAGAGGUCCUUAAGUUGAGGAUACUGUCAGGAUCACACAGUCCAAGCCAGUUCAGAGUGAUCGGAACCUUCUCUAACCUUCCUGAAUUUUCUGAGAGUUUCAACUGCCCGGUCGAUUCCCCCAUGAAUCCUCAGAAGAGAUGUUCCGUUUGGUGAUACCCCUAUUCAAAACGUCGGUUCUCUCACUAUGAUGAUUUACAUGGCACAGGAAGUUUGCUAAGCGGGCAAAUCUCGUAUAAAAUUGACGCCCCAUUGCGCCCAUAAUGAGACAAAAAAAAAACAAAUAAAAAGAAAAACCACUUUAAACAAACAAAACAAUCGUAUAUAUCUUCUUUUUUUAAUUUAAGACGUAACAAAAUUACCUGCAUGAUAAUAUAUUGUUGUUAACACUAACCUGAAGAUUUGUAUUCGAAUAUCGGAACCUUUCCAGUGGUUAAUGCUUAGUAAACUUUCUGUAUAUACUUUAUUUCUCUAUGGCUCUUAUCGUUGUUAAGAAACUAGCUGUUGGAAAGUAUAGGCUUAAACCAGAGUUUGUGGAAAGAAGGAGGAUUUUGGGGGCAAACAACAAAAGUAAUCCGUGUAAUUGUUGAUUUUUUUUACGAUUGUUUUGACUGUAACUGCGUGUAGUUGCCGUAUUUGAACACGAAUGUGUUAAAGAGAAGGCCUUAUUUUGAACACGAAUGUGUUACAAAAAAGGCUUCUGUUCUUGAGAAGAGUGGGCUUGUAUAGAUGCGAAUGUUUUUUUUUUGUUGCGUGUUUUUGUUUCUAAAUCCUUUUUUGGAGUAGAAAAAGAGAGAGAGAGAGAAUUUAACUAACCCUAAUAAUGUGCAGUAAUGAGGAACCCACGUGCUAGAUAUGAAAUUAACCUUAUGUUUAUUUCGGACUUUUAUCAAUAUUCGAAAAGUUUCUUUGAAAAGGGGAUUUUGUCAUUUAUUUUAAUUUUUUUUAAAGCUAUAUUAGUAUUUUUUUACCUUUUAAAUCUGAAACUGUAAAGCCUUAUCGUAGGUAUACGAUCGUCGUUCGGUGUAUGAAUUAUUGACACAGUAAAGUUUUCGUUGAUCGUUGCACCAUCUAGCGUACAAACAUAUUUUCUCGUCAUUAAGAGUUUUUUUUUGUUUUUUUUUAAUAAUUGAAAUAAGAUGCUUUUGUACAGAUAAUUAUAUGAAAUGGUACUAGAACUAUAAACAAUAAAUUUACUAUUAAAUCUGUCUGUAUAAUAGAUGUGGAAUGUAUUAGAAAAAGGGGGAAAAUGUAUCGGUGUGUGAGGAGACAACAUACAUUCAAAAUGGCCACUAAAAGGAUUUGUUGUGAUUUUUGUGUAGUUUUUGUAGUAUUUCUAGGAUUUCAUAUAAAUGUUAACCGAUACAAAUGUUAUUCGAAUUGAGAUGUUAUCUUGUUGAUUUUUUUUUAAUCUAGUAAAAAAAAAAAAAUGUUGCUGCUGUUAAUGAAAGUGGUUUUAAAAAUUUAAUUUCUAGGCGUCGUUCGUUAUCGCUUGCUUUCCUAUACCUAGAGUACACUGACGUACUAGUCCUCGUGUGAGUAUGUGACCUGUAAACAAAUAUAGUCUAUAAUGUUAAAUCUCGAUGACCUCUUGCUAAUGUGUGAAGUUCAAGGUCGCUCAGUAAAAUCAAAUUUGUCACAAUCAAAAUUAGAUGUGUUUUAUUAUUAUUAUUAUUAUUAUAUAUAUAUAACUAAAUAAUUUGUCAGACUCGGAUAAAACUAUUGAAAAACUAGGUGGAGUUGCUUCGCACAUGUUUUAAGAUUUUAACCCUAAUAUUGGAGUCAUUGAUAGUUGAAUUAUAUGUUUAGUACAAACUGUUUAUAUAAUCGAACGUUGCAAGUCUGAAAUAUUUUAAAAUAAUAAUAAUAAAAAUUAAAAAAAAAAAACGUGAAGGGUUGGGUACUUAACCCUCUAUUGCACGCAUUCUAAAAAACCGGUGAAGAAAAAAAAAAGUUUGAAUUCCUUACUUAAAUAUGUCUAUAUUCCACAAUAUGUUUUACUAAAUUAUAAAUGGGUACGUUACAUAGAAAUAACAUUGUUUAAUUGAGGAACCAGCAAACAUAACUCCGUGGUUUAUUUAAACUGUUGCCCAGAAAUAAAAGUAUUAAACUACAGAAUUCAAGUGUUUUGAGCACCAAAGGUAGAUGUGCAAUAGAGGGUUUUUUAUAUAUAUAUAUAUAAUUUUUCGCAGGGCUCCAAAGGUUUAAAUGUACACCAGGGUUAAUGUAAUUUAUAAGCUACAAGUUAAUUUCAAGUGGUGUUUUUCUGUAAGCUUAUUCGAAUGACAAAAGAACUAUAUUAAGUUCACAAAUAGUACAGGUGACUUGGCUGAAAGAAAACAAUGUUUAGUUACAUAUUUUACCGUCAGAUGUUGUUAUGGUCAGCUUUGUGCAACUAUGAUGUGAAGCGCGUACUUUUGGAAUGCUUGUUAAGAAACAAUUUUGAACAUUUAUGUAUAUUUUGUGUAUGUGUAUUUUGUAAGGUUGGAGAUUAAAUAAAAGGGUUAAAUACACAUUCAAA